This is a messenger RNA of Styela clava, 1011 nucleotides long. Its product is annotated as large ribosomal subunit protein uL18m-like. Gene Ontology annotation, cellular component: mitochondrion; ribosome. NCBI's taxonomy places the organism in Eukaryota, Metazoa, Chordata, Ascidiacea, Stolidobranchia, Styelidae. Gene Ontology annotation, molecular function: structural constituent of ribosome; 5S rRNA binding. The record is from RefSeq and is a predicted model, not a curated record. Gene Ontology annotation, biological process: translation.
AAUUGUGUUUUGAAUUUAAAGUUAUCAAAUUGACUAUCAUAUCAUGCUUAAAACUUGGUGUGGGCCAUAGUCUCGUCUCAUGGGAAACAGAUUCUGGUAAGGUUUUGUCACUGUACGAUCGUGAGAAUGUUGAGCUUAGUGCGCUCAUGUAAAAGAUUGAAUGAACGGUUAUUUAUCACCACUCAGUGGAACCAAUUCAAAGCACAGUGUCUUCAGUAUUCAAAUAAUCAUGAUAAUGAGAGAAUUGAAAAAGGAAAUGAUGCGAUUAAACCCAUGGAAAACUUUGUCAACCGGAAUCCGAGAAAUUUAGAAAGACUGUGUUACACUAUUAAGGAUUAUGGUUGGGGAAUGGAAUGGGGAGGAUAUGCCAAAAUAUUAUCAAGCAAUUUUCCUAGAAGAAACUAUUAUCACAGACUUAUUCUGAGACAUUCAUCGUGGCACAUGUAUGCUGAAGUUGAACACCAUACUGGUCGCAUUGUUAUCGAUGCAUCAACAAGAGAAAAGUACAUUAGAAAGCGGUUACACUGUACUACAGAUGUUUCUGCAGCAGCUAACCUUGGAAGAGUGAUAGCAUCUCGGUGCUUGAGGGCUGGCAUUUCAUGUGUUUCGUUCAGAUUCCCUGAAUUAUAUGAAAUCGAAUCAGAAAGCAUAAAUCUCUUCAAAGAAGCAGCUGAAGCUGAGGGUUUGUGUCUAGAAGAGCCAUCUUACAGACGACUCGGACAUGUGAAGCCGCAUGAGCUACCAACUGGGCCCUCUCCUCCAGAGGUUGAGUAAACAUCAGGAUCAUGGUGAAAAGCCGAACUGAUCAAUCGACUGUUCAGCACUCAUCUCACUCAUCCUCCUCCAGUCCACUAGAAUCAUUUUCGCUGGUUUUGAGAAGUGGGAGGACAAAUAAGUGAAGUACUUCAAAAACAAUCUGUGAAAUGCAAUUUCCCAUAUUAGGUACUGAUCUUAUAUGAAAAAGUAAGUUUGUUUGUUACUUACCUCAAUAAAAAUCAGAAGUACAAUCAA